Salmo salar (Atlantic salmon) is the source of this 2461-nucleotide messenger RNA. Its product is annotated as trafficking regulator of GLUT4 1-like. Gene Ontology annotation, cellular component: membrane. NCBI's taxonomy places the organism in Eukaryota, Metazoa, Chordata, Actinopteri, Salmoniformes, Salmonidae. The record is from RefSeq and is a predicted model, not a curated record.
CACUGCUCUGCUACAAGUUCAACCCAGUGGCUCUGUCGCUGCAGCGUGAGAAACAGCCUUGACACACGGCCCGUUGCGGAACAACACACAGGACACAAACUCACUUUCUCUGUUUCUGGGCGUAUAUUUGAGAGAAAGUCAUCUGUUUUCCGUCAUUCUUUAAGAUUUUGAAUGAAAAAGAAAACGUUUAUUUACGUGAUAUAUAAAGCUGGUAAUAAUAGAGCAUUGCGGCGGGGUUAAAAAGGCAGGCGACAGGCGCUUGCUUCACUGAGUGAUUUGUUCUUUGGCUCUGGCGUUAUAUAUAGAGAGAGGGAGUGCACAUUUCAGAGAUCGCUUUCUGACAGCGAGUGUGGGUUGAAUGAAACUGCGGAAUUGAGACGGAAGGCAUUAUUCUUGAUUCUAGAUGAAGAAUGAUACGCAAAUCCAACGGGAAAAUACCACUAAAUGUUUUAUCUCUAAUUGAAAGGGGUUGAUUUAUAACGCAUGUGGAUGACAUAGCCUACCUAAAUGGUGCAUUAGUAUACAUAUUAAUUUGCCACGUAAUUGGUUAAAUUGCGUAAUCCUAGUCUUACAGUUUAUUGUAACAUCGAAAGAAAUUGGAGAAUGAAUCUUGGCACGAUUAAAAUAAAUCAAAUGUAUCAGGUCAAAUAAUGGGAAUUUAGCAUCACUAUAACCAGUCUUAGUACUUUACACGAUUAGGCAUUUAUUUUUCCUCUAUUGGAAACGAAUUUAAAUAUUUGGAAUUUUGAAGAAAUGGCAAUCAACACAGACACUGAAUUCGAGAAAUCUAACCUGGGAAAGAGCGGCUGCGCGCCCACCAACGAGUCUCAGGAAACCGAGAAACUUCUCAGCCUCGUAACCACGGAGCCUGCUGGCGGCAACCGUAUGAAAAUGUCCUCCUCCUUUACCAUCAACGUGGGGAGCGAAAAUAACCUGGAUGCGGACCAGAACGGUCACAGUGUGCCCUUUAGGUCGGGCUCUGCGGGGCACCUGGCCGCUGCCCCCCCCUCCCCGUCCCGGGUCAGUUUGAGUCGCAGUCGCACCUCUUCCAUCGGGAACGCCGCGGUCCAAGAGGCGCAAAAGCCCAAAGACUAUCUCAUACUGGUCAUAUUGUCCUGCUUCUGCCCUUUCUGGCCCGUCAGCAUUGUUGCUUUGGCAUAUUCAAUUAUGUCCAGAAACAGCCUGCAGUCGGGAGACAUGGACGGAGCUAAGAGACUGGGUAAACUGGCUCGACUGCUCAGUGUCGUUUCCAUAAUCCUGGGUAUACUCACCAUAGUCGUCUGUGUAACGGUCUCUGUAACCAAGUGACCAGUGUAUAGACCAUGAAACAAGAGCUCUGCUACAAGCCAAGCAGAGGAUGCUGCAUGGGAAAAACAUUUAUUCCGUUGAUUCUGAGAUUAAAAAUAAGGCAAACAAUUAAGACGUUUAAAGAGUAGGAAAUACAGUAGCAAAUGAAUGAAACAAACACAAAAGAUCCAGAUAUGCAUGCAUUAGAUUCCACUAACAUUUGCUUGAAAUAAAAUCCUUGAUAUAAAAAGUGUAUUUUAAAAUAACGUUGGACGAUUGACUUAUGGUUUGAGGAACUUGCUACUCUCAUUCGACUCUCUGUGGAGUAAAAAUACUCUUAAAAUUAAGAAGAGAGGGAUGAACAGAGGAAUGAAGUGAUAAACUUUUCUGUAUCAAGAAUGGAAGGAGACCUUGAAAAUUAACUCCAAGCUUUGGACUACAAACAUCAAGACAGCUGAAUAAUCUGAAAAUAUACUUGGUUGACCUGACCUCCUGGAUUGAAAGCAUAUACAACUAUACAGAUAUAUUUGCAAUAUAAAUAUAUAUAGAUGAAUAUAUCCAUUUACAUUUUAUAAAAGUUGUGUAUGUUGAGCUGCGAUGAUUGAGACUUAAGUUAAGAUGGCUGUCGCCUGGUAUAGGUUGCCGAAGAAUGUAAUAUUUGACCAAGGAAUACAAUUCAGAGAUGUUUUCGAAUUUAUGUUGUUUAUUUUGUAGAUUUUUUAUGAAAAAAAGAGACCACUUGACUGUAGAUAGCCAACCUUUUUCAUUUUGUUUGUGAAUUCAUAUUUGUUUGUCUGUGUUUUUACUUUGGGAUCAAACAUGCCAGGUGCUUAGAGACUUGAGAGUGAGUUGUACAUAAUGUGAGUGUUUCAGCCCCAUGUGGGUUGACUGUGGACUCCACAGAAACAGAAUCCCCCCCCUUCCUUGCUGUGGGAGGGGUCUGACUAUAUAGAUGUGCAUGCCUCCCCUCCCCAUCCCUCUCCAAACAUCCAUGCCAGAGCAUGGGCAUAAGUCUGAGGAUAUGAAAUUUGUCAGAACAAUCAAUCACUCUCCCCUUACCCACUGACCCCCUAGCUCCCCCUCCAAAUAUAACCCACUUACCCCCUAGCUCCCCCUCCAAAUACAACCCACUUACCCACUGACCCCCUAGCUCCCCCCUCCAAAUAUAACCCAC